CCUUCCUCCCGCAAGCAUGGUGGUGCUGAAGGGCAUCCCAGCGCUGCUGUCCCCAGAGCUGCUGUACGCCCUUGCUCGGAUGGGGCACGGAGACACAAUCGUUCUUGCAGACGUGAACUUCCCCACCUCCUCCAUCUGCAAGUGUGGCCCAGAGGAGAUCCGCGCAGAUGGCCUGAGCAUCCCGCAGCUCCUGAAGGCCAUGCUGAAACUGCUGCCACUGGACACCUAUGUGGAGAGCCCGGCUGCUGUGAUGGAGCUGGUGUCCAGCGACAGGGAAAGGGGCCUCCAGACCCCGGUGUGGUGGAGCUACCAGUCCAUCCUCUUGGAGGCUGGCUGCUCGAGCCCCCUAGCGAAGAUAGAGAGGUUUGAGUUUUAUGAGCAGGCCAAGAAGGCUUUUGCUGUUGUAGCAACUGGGGAGACGGCCCUCUACGGAAACCUCAUCCUCAAGAAGGGAGUGCUGGCCCCUGAAGACCUGUUCUAGGCUGGUGAAGAGUCAGGACCCCUAAAUCCAACAACCCCACCAGCAGGCCCUGCCCAGCCUA
Molecule: messenger RNA, 542 nt
Organism: Miniopterus natalensis
Lineage: Eukaryota; Metazoa; Chordata; Mammalia; Chiroptera; Miniopteridae
Gene: FUOM
Product: fucose mutarotase
Biological process (GO): fucose metabolic process
Molecular function (GO): fucose binding; racemase and epimerase activity, acting on carbohydrates and derivatives
Source: RefSeq, a predicted model, not a curated record